This is a messenger RNA of Pararge aegeria (speckled wood butterfly), 3317 nucleotides long. RefSeq lists its product as uncharacterized. Gene Ontology annotation, cellular component: phosphatidylinositol 3-kinase complex. The coding region runs from base 126 to 2177 and encodes 683 amino acids. The transcript has 6 exons. The record is from RefSeq and is a predicted model, not a curated record. Gene Ontology annotation, molecular function: 1-phosphatidylinositol-3-kinase regulator activity. Gene Ontology annotation, biological process: intracellular signal transduction; phosphatidylinositol phosphate biosynthetic process. Lineage: Eukaryota; Metazoa; Arthropoda; Insecta; Lepidoptera; Nymphalidae.
UCUAGGUUGAAUGUUGUAACAAGGAAAUUUGUAGUUUUGUUCAUUUUUUUAUAUGGAAUUAACAAAAGUUAGGUUUGUUUUAUGUUCUUGGCAAACUUUUAUACUUGUCUAGUGAUUUUGGCGAAAUGGAGUCGCCGCCGUCGUUUUCUACGCACUCCGAAGUGCCUCCUUUGAGUGAAGACAGCGGUCUGCUGAUUACUAGUGGAUCAUUUUCUAGUGAUUCCGCGAGUGGAUGGCAUCACAACGCAUCCGAGUUACAAGAAAGCGAUUUCGACGAGCGGUCGUUGUCGCUCUGUGAAUCGACGGAGACGUCGGAACGCAUGUGCGGUGAUUUAUUUAAUACAUUGAAGAAAGGCCCAAUGAAACCCGUCAUCAAUGCCAUCGAACCACCUCCUGAAUUUCAGGAUGAUCCGGGGUCAACAAACAUCGACACUGUGUCUGCUUUUGUUGGUACCCGAAGUAAAUGUUUGGCUGUGUGCGUGCCUCCAUCUGUUGUUUUUACAAAUGAUAAUAUAAUUAAAUCUAAAUCGUCGAGCUUAGAAAUUGCGAUGACCACUAGUCAUAUUUCUCCCUUAUAUCCCAGAAAAUUGAAACCCGAGUCACUUUAUGAACGCCGCCAGUGCUUGAAUCACCGAUUCGCGAGUCCGAGACUUUUACAUCUCAGCCCGUGUCGAGCCAAUAGGCCCUCUUCUAGAAACUCUCUCUCUUCUCGCCUCUCCAGCAGUCAUAACUCCCUUGUGUCCCAGUUCCAAGCAGACGAUUCUAGCUUUAUCACUCAGGCUAUAUCUCACGACACUCUGUCCGCCAAAACCUCUGACAUCACUGAUAUGUACAACGUCCCCUUCGAUAGCGACAUUUACGCGGUACCCAUUGAUACGGUCCGGCCUAGUCACAGUAACGUAAGAGGCAAGGGCAAAAAACCACCCAGGAGCAACCGAAAGCGUGGUAAAAGCAGUUCCCAAAUUUUAGGCAGCAGUAGCGCUGCUCCCGAAAGAGUGUUCAAGUCGAAAGAGAUCAGGCACAAAGACACCAAAACGAAACGACACAGUUUGCCCAGCUCAUCUUGCAAAAAGCCCGUCACCGAUUCCGACACUGACUCGCUGCAUUUAACUCUCCGUGAGAUGCGAAAAUAUCUGCACACUCUCUACUCCAGCUCAAGCGAUUCUGAAUGUCGAAACACAGUAAAUAAGAAGAGCAAUACAAUAAUAACAAACGUGGGCAUUCAUGUGCGGCACGCUAACAAAGAGGCGACUGGAACGGCGGUUUUCUUGAAAGAGAGCAACGAUUUACCAAGACCGGUUGAAACAAAUAACAACCACAAGAAGGCAAACAAGAACACUGUUAGCAUUAAUGCGAAACAUAAGAAACACAAAGAGAUUACCGCGAAGGAAAGCGGCGUCUUAGAGGAGAGUAAAGAUAAGUCGAAGAAAGGGAAUCAGACUUCAAAAGUUAAGAUGUCCCCCGUGCGUAUGCUGUCUAUGAAUUUGAAACAAAGCUUCUGCAACUUGUUCCGGUGGCGAAGAACGAGUGAAAGCGACAGCGUCGAGAGAGUUGGCCGUGAGUCGCCCCCAGCGGCCGUGCGAAGGGCUCUGCCUCCGUUGCCUCAGUCUCCACAUCCCUCGAACUCACGCCGCUCGGCAAAUGAAGAUGAGACUAUCAUGGAUUUCGCCACAUCGAUCCAGAAGGUGAAAGAUUAUGGCUGGUAUUGGGGCCCGAUAUCCGUGGAGGCUGCCGAGAAGCUGCUAUCCAAUGAGCCGGACGGUUCUUUCAUCGUACGAGAUAGCAGCGAUGAUCACUACAUCUUUACGCUCACCUUCAAGCUCAACGGACUGAGGCACGUCCGUAUAGAACACGAUCAGGGUAACUUCUGCUUCGGCGGGUGCACGAUGUUCAAGGCGCAGACCAUCGUCGAGUUCAUCGAGAACGCGGUCGAGACGUCGCGCAGCGGCCGAUACCUAUUCUUCUUGAACCUGCGGCCCGUGCUCGGCCCAGUGCGGGUGCAGCUGCUGUACCCAGUUUCCAGGUUCAAGAGAGUGCAGAGCCUGCAGCAUAUGUGCAGGUUCGUGAUACUGAAGUACGUGAGGCGCGACCUGAUCAGCAGCCUGCCGUUGCCGAGGCGAAUUCUGGACUACCUGAGCACCACUCACUACUACUCCGAGCUUCUCUCCGAGAUCUAAACCCAGUGGAUAUAUUGUAACGACACAAGAAGCGCAUACUGGCGACCAUUACUCUUAUAUCGUACCAUGACCGUACUAGACUGGCACAAUUAUCGUUUGAAGUGAAUAUUUACAUACAUUGGCAUUGAAACUUUAAGGCAACUUAAUUAUAGAUUUAGAUUUUCUCUGGUCUGGUCUCUUUAGGGAGGCUUCGGCCGAGGCUAGUUACCACCCUUCCAUCAAACACGUGCCACUGAGACAUAAAGCAUAAAAAUAUAUUAAAAGAAUACAUUUGAACAAAUGUCAUCUCGGUAAAUAUACAUUUUGUUCCACUUAUCAUCCGCGUUAGUGGUGUUAUAGAGAAAUUCCGUUUGGCCGUUGUUGGUUACCGUUCGUUCCGGUAUUAUGUCGCGUAGAAACCGUUUAGUGGAAUAUGAAAAUGAUUUUCUUUUUUUCGACUCUAUAUGGCGUACUUAAAAAAUGGCUACAUCCUCAAUCUUAAAGCGGUUUGUAAACAAACUCAAAGCCACAAUGAUUUUUGCGAUAGGAUUACUAAACUAAUAAUUAAACAUUUGGGUUAACUAUUAGUUAACCAAAAUUUUUUUGUGACCGUGUAUAAAAUUUUUAAAAAAAUGCGGUUUGUGUAACGUUUAUACAGCUAAGAAUAAUUAUAAGAAAUAAACAGAUCGCAGUUUUUGUUUAUAUCAUUGAGAGCGUAAGCGAUACACCGUUAACUUGAUAUUCUUCUCGUAAACAAGCUAGUAAUAAACAAAGAAAAAACAAACUUACUACUACUUGACAUAUUUUUUUAGUAAAGUAUGUUGUCACGCUGUAAUAGACCCAGAGAGACCCAGCUUGUAAACGAAUUCUACUUUAACUCUUCUCAGUUAGUUUUAAAACAAGACCGACUUAUGUCGGAAAAUAUUUUAACGGUUCUUAAUCUGCGAUAAGGCUAAAAACGCUUUCUAGAUCUCAGCCUAAGAUCAGUCGCUGUAUUGUUCGCAGAGUUUCAGCAUUGGGUAUCGAUAAAAUCGGGAGAACGUGAUACUAAUCUUAUAACGGAACUUUCCUUCAGAAUGAACGUUGCAAACGGGCGGAUAUUAUUACGGGUUAGGUUAGGUUAGGGGUCUUAAUAAAAGCGUUUUUAUUAAAUUUAUCUGG